GCGGGGAGCGCUGAGCGUCCUCCCCCGCGGGCCGGGGGGAGCGGGGCUGGGCCAGCCCCUGCGCCUGCCGCGCCAUGGAGCGGAGCCGCGCCGGGCGGGAGCCGCAGCCCCGGCCCCAGCCCCAGCCCCUCGGGAAGCCACCGUCCCCGAUGGGAGACAGCGUGCCCACCCCCUCCUCGCCGCCCCCCUCGCCCGGGGAUGCCCUGCAGAGAGAGCGCACCCCCCCACAGCGCGACCGACCCGCCCCUCCAGACGUCGUCCCCUCCGAAAAGACCGUCCCACCCGUCCCUGCAGCCGUCACCCCCUCCGAAAAGACCGUCUUGCCCAGCCCUGGAGCCGUGCCCCCCUCCCAGCAGCCCGUGUGCCCCCCAGCUGUGAUGCCCCCCUGCGAGAGCAGCCCCCCGCAGCGUGACCGUCCUGUCCCUCCAGCCGCCACACCGUCAGGACAGCCCAUGUCCCCCAGCCCUGCGGCUGUGGCCCCCUCAGCAGAGAGUGUCCCCCCCUGGUGUGACCAGUCCCCCCCCGGGCCCCCCAAGCCCCCUGGGACGGAGCACCCCAAAGCAGAGGCAUCGCCCCAUGCUGCCGAACAGCCGGGCCCCGUCCACGCCCUGUGCCCGGCGGAGACGCUGCCCCGUGGGAGCCCAACCCCAGCCCCAGCUGCCAGUGAAGGGGCUCCCCCCGAUGCCAAGAGCCCCCCGCCUGCCACGGCCGGGCCCUCGAAGGACGUGGCCCCCCGGAGUGACCGCCCCUCACCAUCUCCUGCCGCCAGCCCCCGGCCCAAGCAAGAUGCCCAGAAAGCCCAGGCGAGGCACAAGCAGGCGAAGGAGCGGCGUGAGGAGCGGGCCAAGUACCUGGCUGCCAAGCGGGUGCUGUGGCUGGAGAAGGAGGAGAAGGCCCGGCUGCUGCGGGAGAAGCAGCUGGAGGAGCGGCGCAAGCGGCUGGAGGAGCAGCGGCUGCGGGCGGAGAAGCGCCGGGCGGUCCUGGAGGAGCGGCAGAGGCAGAAGCUGGAGAAGAACAAGGAGCGCUACGAGGCAGCGAUCCAGCGGUCGGCCAAGAAGACGUGGGCAGAGAUCCGGCAGCAGCGCUGGUCCUGGGCUGGGGCCCUGCACCACGGCUCCCCCGCACACAAGGACGGUGCGAGCCGGUGCUCGGUGUCCGCUGUAAACCUCCCCAAACACGUCGACUCUAUAAUCAACAAGCGGCUCUCCAAAUCCUCCGCCACCCUCUGGAACUCUCCCAGUAGAAACCGGAGCUUGCAGCUGAGCCCGUGGGAGAGCAGCAUCGUGGACCGGCUGAUGACGCCCACCCUGUCCUUCCUGGCGCGCAGCCGGAGUGCCGUGACGCUGGCUGGGAACGGCAAGGAGCAGGUGCCCGUGUGCCCCCGCUCGGCCUCCGCCAGCCCCCUCAGCCCCUGCCACAACCACCGGCUGCCGCACCGGUGCUGGGAGCGGCGGAAGGCGGCCACCGCCAGCCCCGACGUGACGCCACGCCGCAGGACAGAGCCCUCGCCCAAGAAGAAGGAGAAGAAGGAGAAGGACCGGGAGAACGCCAAGGAGCGCAGCGCCCUGUCCCGCGAGCGCAGCCUCAAGAAGCGGCAGUCGCUGCCGGCAGCGCAGCCCCGGCUCCUGCCUGCAGCCGACAGCAGCCCGGGCCCCAAGAACCGUCCCUCGUCGCCUGCCACCCCCAAGAAUCGCCCUUCAUCCCCUGCCACUCCCAAGAACCGUCCCUCGUCCCCUGCCACACCCAAAGCCCGCCCAGCAUCCCCCAGCCCAGCCCUUGGCUCUCCCCACAAGCCCCCCCUGCCCCGCAGCGCCCACUCCUCCCCCAAGGUGCGGGCCAGGGCACGGGAGGAGCGAGGGGAGCAGGAGGGCCCAGCGAAGGCACGGGAGAGGAAGGAGGAGGAGCGGGGCCCGGCGCCCCCAGCCCUUCCCGAGCCCCCCAAGGUGCCUGUGGAGCCGACAGCAGGUGGCCCCCCAGCCCCUGCAGCCCCCAGCCCCUGCAGCCCCCAGCCCCAUGCCGGCCAGCCCCCAGCCAGACCCCCCGCCGGCACCACGGACCGCGAGGAGGCCGCGCGGCUGCUGGCGGAGAAGCGGCGCCAGGCCCGGGAGCAGCGGGAGCGCGAGGAGCGGGAGCGCCGGGAGCAGGAGGAGCAGGAGAGGCGGGCGCAGGAGGAGCGGGCGGCCGAGGAGCAGAGCCGCAGGGAGGCCCUGGCGCGGCGCAGGGACGAGGAGCGGCGGCUGCAGGAGGAGAGAGAGGCCCAGGAGAGAGCCCGGGCCGAGCGCGAGGAGACGGAGCGGCUGCAGAGACAGAGGGAAGAGGCUGAGGCGAGGGCACGGGAAGAGGCUGAGCGGCAGCGCCUGGAGAGGGAGAAGCACUUCCAGCGUGAGGAGCAGGAGCGGCUGGAGAGGAAGAAGCGCCUGGAGGAGAUCAUGAAGAGGACGCGCAAGUCAGACGCAGCAGAUGCCAAGAAGAAGGAGGACAAGAAGGUGGUGAACGGCAAGGCGGCAGAGCAGGAGGAUGCCCCAGGCCGCGAGAAGCACCCGGGGCCGAUCCCGAAGGCGGAGGAGCUCCCGGAGACGGAGCCGCCGAGCGCGGGGACGCCGGGGGGCACGAAGGGCCCGGCGGGCGAGGGGCUGCAGCCGAGCGCCAAGGAGGCGGCGGCCCUGGUGAACGGCGUGCAGGCCGGCAAGCACGAGAACGGCUUCGCGGGCACCGAGGGCCCCAAGGAGCUGCGGGACCUCCCGCACCACGGGGGCGGCCCCGGCAGCAUCAUCCCCUUCGGAGACAAGGAGCCCUUCCUCAAGCAGGCCGUGGUGAAGCCCCCGCAGGUGACAGAGGUGCUGUGAGGGCCCGGCUGAGCCCCCACGGGGCCGCCCCCUGCGCCCCGAGCCCGCCCGGAGCCGGAGCUGCCGUCACAGCGUGACCCUCGCCGCUCCCCCGGGGGGGCUGUGGGACCCCCCCGGCGGGGACGCCUGGCUCCUCUCUUCUCUGUCCUCGUUUUUAUUUCGUUUUGUUGGUUUUUUUUAUUUUUAUUUUAAACAUGCACCUUAUCAGACUGACAGCCCCCACCCCCGCAGCCCACCGGAGCCGCCCCAGACGUGUGGUGUAACGAUGUAGUUAUUUAACUCGCUGGGUACAACGUCUGUGAAUACUGUAAAUAGAGCCGGCCGGGCGCGGGGGUGCCCCGGGGGCAGCUCGAGGGAGAGGGGUCACAGCUCCCCAUCCCCACGCGUGUUCUCUCCACGUGUCCGUGUGCCCGGUGCCCCCGGGCCCGGCCGGCACCACGCUGCUCUGUGCCCUUGUGACAGUGUUAUUGCAUCCAGACAACCUUUGCCAACAAUAAAAGUGGACAAUGCC
Messenger RNA from Myiozetetes cayanensis, 3357 nucleotides. RefSeq names its product MAP7 domain containing 1 (gene MAP7D1). The record is from RefSeq and is a predicted model, not a curated record. Gene Ontology annotation, biological process: microtubule cytoskeleton organization. Lineage: Eukaryota; Metazoa; Chordata; Aves; Passeriformes; Tyrannidae. The transcript has 18 exons. Gene Ontology annotation, cellular component: microtubule cytoskeleton. The coding region runs from base 75 to 2846 and encodes 923 amino acids.